Messenger RNA from Helobdella robusta, 180 nucleotides. RefSeq lists its product as hypothetical. The transcript has a single exon. Bases 1 to 180 code for a protein of 59 amino acids. The record is from RefSeq and is a predicted model, not a curated record. NCBI's taxonomy places the organism in Eukaryota, Metazoa, Annelida, Clitellata, Rhynchobdellida, Glossiphoniidae.
AUGUCUUACGCGCCUACAAAGUUGAAGGUCCCGAGAGGAUUUCACUCGCUACUGGAAAAGUUCUGCAUUGAAGUUCUCAGAACGCAGCCCGAUGACAUCCAUACAUUUGGGGCUUUCUAUUUCGCUGAUCUUCUGGAGAAAAGAGAAGGUGUGUAUGUGUGUGUGUUUGUGUGUGUGUAA